Molecule: messenger RNA, 1473 nt
Organism: Mytilus californianus (California mussel)
Lineage: Eukaryota; Metazoa; Mollusca; Bivalvia; Mytilida; Mytilidae
Exons: 6
Coding region: 180-1136 (318 amino acids)
Source: RefSeq, a predicted model, not a curated record
CUGUCAUAAGUCUACGGUACAUAAAUUUGACUGAAUAUAGCAGCAAUAGAGAAAUUCGAUGUCUUGCUCAAGGGGAACCAAACACUUAUAAUUACUUUACGUGGGAACACCAAUCCUUCUUUAACGAACAUAUAAGAUAUUUAGACGAGACAGAUGAUGGAAUUCUUCGACUCCCAGAGAUGAACGUAUCAAAUAUUUACCAAGAUACAGGGUUUUACAUAUGCAAUGUUUCAAACGGAAUUCCUGAUUAUCGUGGAAACGUUUUUCAACUUGGUAGAGCGUACUACCUUGUAUCUACAGGCCCUCCUGUAUUUUCUGGCGACAAUAGACGAAUUCCAGAUAAUAACAAAGAAUCAAAAGUUGAAAUAAAAGUAAAAGUGUACAGUCCGUCGGAGAUAAUAUGUCACCAUAUAACAGAAAUCGGUGGUAAGUUAGUUCGAUUACAAAAUAUGGAAGUUAGAAUGAAGCAUAUACUUAUCAAGGAGAGUUUUCAUGAUGCAAUCGUGACAGUGAAUGGUAUAGAAAUUACUUUUGUGUUACAUGGACUUUAUUCGUUUGGAUGUCGUAAAUUCAAUGUAACUGUGUGCAACCGCUAUGGACAAAGCAGUGUUUAUGUCGACUUGCAACAAUACGUGAGUUAUUCAUCAGAAGAAAAAACAGUGUCCUCCCAAGGCAUCCUCAUUUUAGCAUUACUGAUACUUAUUGUAAUCCUAGUGGCUGGGAUGGGAAUAUAUUUUCGGUACCUGAAAAAGAGAUACAAACAGAGGAUGAUAACUGCAGUUAAUAUUCAAACACCUGAACGGAAUGGUGAGGAAAGCGCUCAUUAUGCAGAAAUUAUUGAAGAUGAUAACAUACGGACACCAUCGCAAGGAAAUAACAUCUCUAUUAUUUCAACGGCCGAUAGAAUGGUUGCUGCUAGUAGAAACUUAAUAUCUGUGUUCGAUGAACAUUCUUCAACAGCAUCGGAAAAUGACACCAAUGCUGCAGAAAGUUUAGACGAUGGAUAUGAGAAACCAUACACGACACUGGUGGAAAACAUUGAAGCUGAAGACAAUCAUGUUUAUCUUAUUACAAAAGAUACCCCGAAAGUUCAAAGUAUCUCCUUUUGUGCAUGCAGCUUGUGGUCAUUUCUUUGAAUUCACAGAACAAAAUUCUUCAUUGGAUGAAACAAUAAGCAACUCUAACGCAAAUGAUGGCCAAGAAAAUAUGAAACUGAAUUAUGUUGAAAACUACGAAACAGACGACGAUUUCCCACAGUCAAACGGUCAUACUAAAAAGAAUACAGUAGAAUACAUUAAUUUGUCACUGAAGCAAUAAAGUAAAGUUUAAAUGUCUGACUCAACAUAUUUUUCUGUUAAAUAAUACUUCGAAGCUUAAAUGUAUUUUUGUUUAUUUUGUCACUAUUCUCCAGUCUUAUUGUAUUUAUCGAGAGUAUGUGUAAGUUAAUCCUUUACAGUGCAACAUUAAAUGUUC